AUGGCGUAUCCAAUAAAUAGAAAACCAUUGUUGAGUAAUAUUGCAAGCGAUAGUGAAUCUGAAGAUAUAGAAACAGAAAUUGAUGACGCUAGUGUUUCUAUACCAGACAAAAAACCAUUUUUUAAACCACAACCAGCUGACAGAUAUCAUUUAGCAUACAUUGUUUUUUAUUUACUUGGAAUAAAUACCCUAAUACCAUGGAGUUUUUUCAUCACUGCCGACGACUAUUGGAUGUUCAAAUUCCGGCAAAUCCAUCCAAAUAACAGCGGAACCAAUAAUUACACGCACACAGAAAUAUUAGAGAGUAAAACAGACUUGCAAGUUAGCUUCACUUCGUACUUAAAUGUCUCCAGUGCUUUACCCAAUAUGUUAUUUUUGAUAAUUAAUACAUUUCUCAGCAAGCGACUGUCACAAAAAUUCCGAAUGAUAUCUUCGCAAUUGUUAAUAUUUAUUCUCUUUAUUAUGACGACGGUGUUCGUUAAGAUAAACACCGACGAAUGGCAAAAUACAUUUUUGAUAAUAACUUUGAGUACUGUUGCAAUUGUAAAUGCAUUGAGCGCAAUAUUUGGUGGGACUCUGAUGGGGAUCGUCGGGCGUUUUUCUCCGAGAUACAUCACAGCAAUGUCCGGAGGACAAGCACUUGGUGGAAUUUUCACUGCCCUUACCGAAAUAUGUUCUUUGUGGAUUGGAGCUAGUCCUGUAGAAUUCUUCAAACAUCACAUGAUACAGAAGCCACGAGAAGAGCCAAAUUUUUCAGUCAACGCCGAAGUUAGUUUUAUUGACGAACCGAAGAUAUCUUAUCGGAGAAUAUUUAAAAGGAUACUGCCUUAUGGGUUGACAAUGUUUUCGGUAUUCUUCGUAACUAUGGCAGUCUAUCCAGGAGUUACUGUGUUAAUAGAGAGCCAAGGUUUCGGUCAAGGACAUGCUUGGAAUGACGUUUAUUUUGUACCCGUUGUUACUUAUCUUACAUUCAGCUGUGGAGAUUAUGUUGGGCGUCUGUUAUCUGGAAUACUCUUGUGGCCUAAAAAAAAGCCUUGGCUUGUUCUCACUCUCAGUUUACUAAGAGCUCUAUUUAUCCCAGUGUUCAUGGUAUGCAACGCCCAACCACGUCAUUUUCUACCAGUUUAUAUUCAAAGUGAUAUUUAUUAUAUUUUAAUCACAAUAUUAUUCGCCAUUAGUAACGGAUACUUGUGCAACAUUGCAUUUAUCCUAACUCCGACUGUUGUUGAGUCUCAAGAUAAAGAAGUUGCCUCGACAAUGAUGGGGGCUUUUCUUGGAUUAGGAAUAACAACUGGCUCGGCUUUGAGUAUCGCAUUAAUUAAGUAUCUUUAA
Molecule: messenger RNA, 1332 nt
Organism: Cotesia congregata
Lineage: Eukaryota; Metazoa; Arthropoda; Insecta; Hymenoptera; Braconidae
Source: the annotation of a GenBank genome assembly